UUUCCUCUCUCUCUCUCUCUCUCAGAUGAGGUUCAGUGUUACGUCUGAGUCACGUGUCUCUCCUCAGUGAAGGCUUUGCUUUCUGCGGCUCCUCAGCAGCUCAGCAGUGAUGUUGAGGCUGAGAUGUGUGAUGCAACUCAGAGAGACUCGCUCAUAAGAUAGAGAGGUAAAGUUAUGGCACAUUCAUCCCAGCAGAAAAAGGUCCCGCAGCAGGUAUUUCUCUCUGCAAGAAAGUCCCUCAGCGCCUUUCUGGGACACGCAACUCCGGAGCGAGAAAACACUAAAUUACGCGUCAAAUUAAACUAAUUGACAUUUGGAGCAGAAGAGCGUCGAGGACUUGAAGAUUUCAGCAGCGUUGAGCAGAGCUAGGGGCCACGAUGCAACAGGCCUGUCAGGUGAAGAUAACGAGCAGUUCACAACUACACAUGGUGUAAAGCUAAUCUUGAUGCAGCCAUAGUUACAAGUGCCCUUCGACCAGCCUGAGAAUGACACUCGGAGAAUAGGACUCCUGAGUUUAUCCUUCACCUCCAGAGCCUUCAGGCAGACUACCAAAUCAACAUUAACAGUGAAACCAAGGCAGCCAUAAACCUGUUCAGGAAGGACGCCAUGACCACUAAGAAGGAGAAGGAGAAAGAGAUCAAGUAUGAGGACCCUCCAGAUGGAGGUUGGGGCUGGAUGGUGGUGCUGCAUUGCUUCCUGGUAAACGUACUGGUGAUGGGAACACUGAAGAGUUUUGGGAUCUUCUUUGUGGCGUUCCAAGAUGACUUUGGAGGCUCGGCAGAGAGUAUCAGCUGGAUCGGUUCCAUCAUGUCCAGUCUGCGCCUGUCUGGAGCACCCCUUGCCUCUAUAGCCUGUGCCAAGGUAGGAACCAGGGUGACCUCCAUCAUCGGGGCCGUGCUGGUUAGUGGAGGCUUCAUCAUUAGUAUUUUCGCCAACACCGUGGUGUUCCUCUACAUCAGCAUGGGAGUGAUAGUUGGGAUAGGUUUUGCACUACUAUAUCAAUCCUUCUCAGUGGUCACAGCGCUGUACUUCCGAAAGAGGCUAGCGACAGCGUACGCGAUUGGGCGUUCUGGGAUGGGUUUGACCUUUGCCCUUGCUCCAUUCACUCAGCUGCUCCUGGACCAGUAUGCUUGGCAAGGUGCAAUGCUGAUUCUUGGCGGUCUCAUGCUGAACCUGGUUGCCUCUGGGAUGCUUCUGCGGCCAAUCAACGUGACGCCUCCAGUGCCAAACCCUACCUCUCCUCCCAUUGAAAAGAGUCCUGCUGUUUCCCUCAAGAGCUCCUCAGAGAAGGAAUACACUAAGAGCUGCUUGAAUGGCUCCUCUCACUUAUCCAAUGGCAUCUCCAAAGCAGACUCAUUCCCAUCCCCUCCUCCUGCCCCUCAUGGGGACACUGAGAACCCGGGGGGAAAAUGUACUCAGGGACUCCAGGACCAGUCAGUGAACCCUGAACUGACCAGACUGGUCCUCAAUGGUGUGAAUGGCCAUGAGCCCCACCAUGACUUGGGUUCAUGUAAACCCACAACUCCAGACAGCUCAGCGGAGCACAACGGCAGCACGAAUGGGUCCACCAUUGUUGGAUUUCCCUCGCAUGCCAGCACGCCGACUGAGGUGACCGUCAGAAAAGCCAAAGUACUGGAUUUCUCCCUGCUAAAGGACCCGUUCUUUUGUAUCUACACUUGGUCCUUGGUCUUCAGCCAGCUGGCCUACUUCAUCCCCUAUUUCCACCUGUCUGCCCGAGCCAGAACCCUGGGCAUCGAUGCUAUGGACGCUUCCUUCAUCAUCUCUGUGGCAGGUAUCACAGAGACCAUCGCCCAGCUGGCCUCGGGCUGGGUGGCCGACAGGAACCUCUUCCAUAAAUACCACUACCACAAGGCCUACCUGAUCCUCUGCGGCGUAGUCAACCUGCUCUCCCCACUGGCCACCUCCUACAUCCUGCUGAUGGUUUACGCCAUCUUCUUUGCCAUCUUCUGUGGAGGAUACAUGGCUCUGCUGCUGCCCGUUCUAGUAGAUCUCGUGGGGUCGGAGAAACUCAACAACUCCAUGGGCUUCUCCAUGUUCUUUGUCGGCCUGGGUUGCCUCACAGGACCUCCUUUGGCAGGCUUCCUGUACGACUACACACAGACUUACGACUGUUCUUUCUACCUGGCGGGGCUCUGCUAUCUGCUGUCCUCUGUCUCUCUGUUCAUGGAGCCGCUGGCUCAGCGCUGGAAGGCCAGGAACACACUGACCCGGACCGAGAGGGCGGAAAGCAGCUGUAAGACCAACGGCUGCUUCGCCCCCGACCGCCUGCAGAACGGCGCUGUGUAGGAAUGAAACCCAGGGAAGGCCUUCGAUCUUGAACCAGCAUGCUCAUAACUUGCCACGGGCCCUGCAUACCUUGGACCUUGGACUCCCGCUUCAAGUUGGGACAGCUUCAAGUAACCCUUAAUUUCAGAGGGAACGUAACAGGGGGCCGAGGAGAACACAAUUAAUGUGUCUGAGAACAAGCAGGACGUUGGCAAAUAGAUGAUUAUGUUGAACUUUUAAAGAG
Molecule: messenger RNA, 2530 nt
Organism: Sebastes umbrosus (honeycomb rockfish)
Lineage: Eukaryota; Metazoa; Chordata; Actinopteri; Perciformes; Sebastidae
Gene: slc16a4
Product: solute carrier family 16 member 4
Exons: 11
Coding region: 607-2307 (566 amino acids)
Biological process (GO): monocarboxylic acid transport; transmembrane transport
Molecular function (GO): monocarboxylic acid transmembrane transporter activity
Source: RefSeq, a predicted model, not a curated record